Iphiclides podalirius (scarce swallowtail) is the source of this 567-nucleotide messenger RNA. The record is from the annotation of a GenBank genome assembly. NCBI's taxonomy places the organism in Eukaryota, Metazoa, Arthropoda, Insecta, Lepidoptera, Papilionidae.
AUGUUAAACAACAAUGUCCUAUCGCGAACUUUGACACCGCACGACUGGCUAGGCGCCCCGCAUUGGCUCAGCGAGUGCCCGCUGCCCAAGAGUGGAGCAUCUAAAUCCACCAUGACAGGGCCAAACGCCUACCACAUCUGCCAACGCGCCGCCCGCGCCCGUAUUCCAGCUGGGUGCACCGUGUCGGAUUUUAGCGCUGAGCCGACUCUACCACAGGGCGAUUUACAAUUGACAACUGUCGAUUCGGACACCGUGCGGCCGUUGUUCGCGCGGCUGAAACACAGCCUAAUGAUAGUCCGCGUUGCGGUUACGCCGUCAUUAAAGCCGUCCCCCUCGCGCCCGUUGUGGCCUUGUGAGCGGGAGCGAGAGGCCGAAUUAUCAGGAUCGGACGAUGGUACGUGGGGCCCGUGGCGGCCGCGGCACCCAAUUAGCGGCGGACGCGCCGGUGGAGCGAGCUUUUUGCCCGCGUCGACCGCGGCGCGAUGGCGUCACGCGGAAAUGGCGGGAAUCCGCGGAAACGCGCGCUUUUUCCCAAGCUCGUCUAUAGCCACCGCGACGCUAGCCUAC